AUGGACUCUGUUGCACAGGACGACGACAGGGAACACGCUUCUUUUUUGUUGCUGAGCUAUUCCUGGGAGACGUCUCAACUCCAUUUCAAGCCCGUGCCCAAGCUUCAACACCUUGCUCUCCCUCAUUCUCUUUCUCUAUCUCUCUCUCUUUUACUCUCUCUUUAUCCCUCGCGCUCUCCAUCUUUUUUUCCAUACCCCCCUCUUCAGCGCAUCUUGCCUCGCGUAGGCGUCGCGUUUUGGGAUAGAAACAAGCGUGUCCCUCGAACGUUUAAGUGGUUGCAUAUCUUAACCACGGGACCAGCGAUAGACAAAAAGGGAAGGCGGGGUCUGCCUGAAUACAAACACAAGAAGCUGCGCGGACACCAUGACAUGUCGGCACCAUCCGAUUCGACAACGACGCCAGCAAGACGCGGCCAGAAGUCGACGGCAACACCUCUUUUGGUCUUUCUUGUUUACUGCCCCUUCCCUUUUCCGAAACACACUCUCGCUCUUCUGGGAGAAGAAAAAGCAUCGGGUAUCCAUCCAUCCAGACACACACACACACUCCUUGCUUUGUUUUCGCCCAGAGUCUCUCUUUUGAGACGUGGGCCCCCAGAUGACCAACCGAUUUGGCCCCAAUCAGACAUACUCAUUAUCUUAUCACCCCGCAUCACCGGUCCACUCACUGAGUCUCGUCGCCAAAUCAACCAUGCCCAAACAGUCCCCUGCGCAUGUUCCCCAUCAACCCCCCUCCCUUUGAGUGACUCGAUCAUGACUAUGAACAUACCGCCUGUUGGAAAUUCAUGGGUAUGGCAUAACUAUGUCUCCUCCUACAUUAUGCAGGCGAUCAAGGUGCAUAAGCACGUCAGCCCCCCCCAAGCCCGUCGAACCGCAUCAUUUCCAUGCUUAUCACCACUUGACCACACACUUAGAGGGCACUUUUAUACUGACCGAUCAGCACACGCCGUCGCACAUGAAUCCAAUGAAUGA
This is a messenger RNA of Colletotrichum truncatum, 969 nucleotides long. RefSeq lists its product as uncharacterized. The record is from RefSeq and is a predicted model, not a curated record. Lineage: Eukaryota; Fungi; Ascomycota; Sordariomycetes; Glomerellales; Glomerellaceae.